Messenger RNA from Closterium sp. NIES-65, 1173 nucleotides. Lineage: Eukaryota; Viridiplantae; Streptophyta; Zygnematophyceae; Desmidiales; Closteriaceae. The record is from the annotation of a GenBank genome assembly.
AUGCGCAGACAAAUUGCCCAUUCAGCACUGAAAUCCCCUUUCCGCAACCUCAUUUCCGCCCGCAAUCCCCAUUCCGCCGCCUUACCCAUUCCUGCUCCUAUCGCCUCCCGGUUCGAAUUCUCCUUUCGCCUCCCCGGGCGUGCUCCUCUCGCAUCCCCGCGCUCUCCUCUCGCUUUCCCCCCGUGCUUCCUCCUCACGCCUCCCCGCGCGCUCGACUCUCGCCUCCCCGCGCGGCCUCCUCUCGCCUCCACGCGCGGCCUCCUCUCGCCUUGCCGCGCGUUCCCCUCUCGCCUCCCCGCGCCUGCUCCUCUCGCCUCCCGCGCCUGCCCCUCUCGCCUCCCCGCGCGUGCGACUCUCGCCUCCACGCGUUUCCUCCUCUCGCCUUCCCGCGCAUGCGCAUCUUCCCUGCCUCCCCUCGCUGCCUCUCCGCGUCUCGCGGCGGCCUCCUUUCGCGAGCUGCACUCAAAUAAGGCCCUCGGCCCUCUCUCACUCUCUUGCAACGGCUCUUCUCGUCCUCUCACCAUGCCUUCUCCUCCUCCCGCCACCCCUUCUCCUCCUCCCAACAUGCUUUCUCCUCCUCCUGCCACCCCCUCUCCUCCCACCAUGCCUCCUCCCCCUCCCGCCGUGCCUUCUCGUCCUCCCGCCACUCCUCCUCCUCCCACGUCUCCGCCCCUGCUUCCCACCAUUUCACCUCCUGCUUCUCCUAUUUCCCCCCUCUGCUCCUCCUUCUCCAUGUUCUCAACUUGCCCACCUCCGCUCUUUUUCGCCUCUGCUUCCCUUCUCCCCCUCCCCUCCUCUUUUCCCUCACUGCUCCUCUUUCCCCACUCCCCUCCUCUUUCCCCACUCCCCUCCUCUUUCCCCACUCCCCUCCUCUUUCCCCACUCCCCUCCUCUUAUCCCCCCCUACCCCACUCCACUUCCCCCCUCUGCUCCUCUUGUCCCCCUCUGCUCCUCUUGUCCCCCUCUGCUCCUCUUGUCCCUCUCUGCUCAUCUUUCCCGUAUUGCACCUCUUUCCACCCACUCCUCCUCUUUUCCCCGUCUGCUCUUGUUUUUCCUCCCUACUCAGUUUUCAUCCCCUGCUCUUACCCUCUGCACUUCCCUCUUAUUCCUCUCCCUUCCCCACCAGCUCACUCACCCCUUUGACCACCCGUGCUUGGGAAAAAAACACGGAUGA